Messenger RNA from Daktulosphaira vitifoliae (grape phylloxera), 748 nucleotides. RefSeq names its product pterin-4-alpha-carbinolamine dehydratase (gene Pcd). The record is from RefSeq and is a predicted model, not a curated record. The transcript has 3 exons. NCBI's taxonomy places the organism in Eukaryota, Metazoa, Arthropoda, Insecta, Hemiptera, Phylloxeridae. Gene Ontology annotation, molecular function: 4-alpha-hydroxytetrahydrobiopterin dehydratase activity. Gene Ontology annotation, biological process: tetrahydrobiopterin biosynthetic process. Bases 220 to 603 code for a protein of 127 amino acids.
UAAACAAAUUUUUGAGUAAUCGCCUUCAACGAUUUAUCCAAUAUUUUGUUAUUAAAAUAAUGUACUAGAAAAAGAAUCUGUACGUUGUUCUAGUUAAAAAUUUUAAUUCGACAUUAUUGAUUCAGAGACGACCUUGUAAAAUUAUUCCUCAUUGGAUAAAAUUAAGUAAAAAUUGUAGCAUCAAGUACUUGAAUAACUUUCACUUUAUAUGUUAUUUUAAUGACUAUAUUACUAAUACCUCCUAUUACUAAAAGGUUAUUUCAGUUUUGUUUCAAAUAUUCUACGAAAGUUAAUAAAAAAAUGCCAAGUUUAUUAACAAAUGAGCAAAGAGAUGAACUGCUUGCUCCUUUAUUUGCUAACAAAUGGAUAAUGGUAAAAGAUAGAGAUGCUAUUUACAAAGAAUUCUUAUUUUCUGACUUCAUUGAAGCUUUUGGAUUUAUGUCUCAAGUAGCUAUUAAGAGUGAAAAAAUGAAUCAUCAUCCUGAAUGGUUUAAUGUAUACAACAAAAUUCAAGUUACAUUGGCCACUCAUGAUGUCAAUGGAUUAUCAACAAAUGAUGUAAAACUUGCCACUUUUAUGGAUAAUUUAGAAAAAAUAAAAUAAAUUUAUGAUAAACCAUAUUUGGGAUUUAAAAUAUUUUACAUGAGAAGUGUGGUGGAAUUGAGCAUUGCAGUACAAUUGAGCAUUAAUUAUCUUAUGUAAAUUAGUUCUGUUUAUUGAAAUAAAAAUAUAGUUAUUGCCAUUUUAA